AUGGGAGACCAAAAUGCACCCUUCAAAUCCUUGAGAGCACUAUUCACAAAUAGCACAAAGAAGAAGAAGAGAAUACAGAGAGCGAAAAAGGGAAGCAAAAAGAAAAACGUACAACACCAGGCAUUCGCUGGUCGUCACCGACCCAACUACUACUCCGGCGAUUGGCAGCUUAUCUAUGGGAGAGCGGACGGGAUCCCGAGUUCUCUACCAUCUAUGGUCCUACCUGGCAGUCUCCGAGAGGGCCUGCUUCUCCGCUCUGCCCGUCCAGAUGAUGCCACACUCGACGACAGGGCUAGGCUGGUAGAAGAGUACGCGAUUAGGACUGUCAUGGACCUGCGCACCAAGACCGAACACCUCAACCAGGCCAGGAAACGGGAUACUGACCUGAAGCUGCCUGCUCUUGCCAAGAGCAAUGCUGCUCUAGCUGAACCCGUGCAGAUCCCCGGGCUGAACUACAUCGAGAUCAAGAUCACUGGCCGCAACUUUGAACGCUUCUUGCUGAGCCAGCUCUCGUGGAUAUCCUACUUCAAACUCAUCUUCCUUUUCAUAUUGGGCUACAGAAUGCAAGCCAUCUCUAUCCUUGGGCGUGAAGUAAUGCAGCCACAGGGCCUGACUGGUCUAGCCUUGGCUACGGUGGAUCAAUCCGGGCCUGAGAUCGCCGAGGCUCUGAACUCUAUCAUUGACCCUUCGGGCCUGCCUUUGCUAGUGCACUGCACUCAGGGAAAGGACCGCACGGGCAUCAUUGUCGCCCUGGUUUUGAUGGUUCUCGGCGUCUCGGUCGAGGCCAUCGACUACGACUACCGGCUUUCUGACGAGGCGCUGGCGCCAGAGAGGGAGGCGAGGCUGCGGGAGAUCCGCGAAAUCGGCCUGACGGACGACUUUGGCAGCACCGCGGAAGGUCUGAUCGAGGACACGGCCCAGCACCUGGAAACAGAAUACGGCGGUGUAGACGCCUACCUGGACGGUAUUGGGUUUGACCGGCAGCGACGGGAUCGGCUCCGAGAGUCGCUGCUCUACUGA
Messenger RNA from Thyridium curvatum, 1020 nucleotides. RefSeq lists its product as uncharacterized. Gene Ontology annotation, biological process: dephosphorylation. Lineage: Eukaryota; Fungi; Ascomycota; Sordariomycetes; Thyridiales; Thyridiaceae. The record is from RefSeq and is a predicted model, not a curated record. Gene Ontology annotation, molecular function: phosphoprotein phosphatase activity. The transcript has 6 exons. The coding region runs from base 1 to 1020 and encodes 339 amino acids.